Molecule: messenger RNA, 1320 nt
Organism: Pisolithus orientalis
Lineage: Eukaryota; Fungi; Basidiomycota; Agaricomycetes; Boletales; Pisolithaceae
Product: ankyrin repeat-containing domain protein
Exons: 2
Molecular function (GO): protein binding
Source: RefSeq, a predicted model, not a curated record
AUGCCGAUUGUACGAGAGGAUAUCAUCCAUCGCAUAUGCUGUCAUGACCACUGGUCCUUCUCACUUAUCCAUAUUCUCCUUGGGCGUGGCGCGGAUGCUGGUUAUCUGGAUGAAUGGGGACAAUCCACGUUGCACAAAUGCAUACGUGCAUGUGACAGAGAGGAAGUCUGCUUGGAAUUAAUAUUACUUCUUGUUGAAGCAGGUUGCCCUGUUGACGUACAAGAUUGGGAAGGACAGACACCUCUGCAUAUUGCAGCUUACUCUGGAUUUACUGCGGUGACCCGUUUUCUCUUGGAUCGAGGCGCAGAUAUCUCUUACACUGACAACCACGGAGUUUCUGUGCUGCACAAGUGCCUUCAAACACAUGGCUUCGGAGAAGCUCGGAAGGAACUAUUGUUACUUCUACUUGAAGCAGGAGCCUCGGCAGAUAUUCAGGACUCGGAAGGAGAGACACCGUUGCAUCUCGCCGCUUCCCGCGGAUUUAAGCUGGCCACACGCCUCCUUCUGGGAUUUCAGGCGACUGUCAUGCACCUUGAUAAAAACGGCCGUUCAGUAUUGCACAAGUGCUUCCUAUCUUCUGACGGUUGGCAAGGAGAUCGUUUUGAAACUGCAUGGCUAUUGGUCCAAGCGGGCUUUCCCGUCGACUUGCGUAAUUCAGCUGGCGAGACAUUGCUCCAUCUUGUCGCUCGCUCUGGCACUGCCUCACAGAUUCGUCUGCUUCUGGGACUGGAUGCAGAUCCUGCUACUCUCGACAACUGGGGAGCAUGUGCCUUACACAAAUGCUUGGACCGUGGCGAUCAACUUGAAGUCCUAGGUAUAGUGGAAGUUCUGGUGGAAGCAGGUUGUCCUAUCGAUACGCAGGAUUCAUCUAAUGAGACGCUACUACAUCUUGCAGCUCGUCGUCGGUUUUUCUCAGUGGUCGAGUUCUUGCUAGGAAGGGGGGCAGAUCCCAUGAGCCUUGAUGGGGAUGGAGCGUCUGCGUUGCACAAAUGCCUUUAUGACGCCUGCUUGCAAACGGCACUGCUUCUUGCCGAGGCGGGCUGCCCUAUAGACCUGGCGAAUUCACUCGGAGAGACUCCCCUACAUCUUGCGGCUUCCUCAGGAUUCGCUUCUGUGAUACGUCAUAUUUUGGCACGAGGAGCAAACGUUACAUCCGUGGAUAACAGCGGACAUUCAGUUUUGCACAGAUGCCUCAGUGCCUCAGCGCUUCAAGAGGAUACCUGCGUCAAGUUAACACAGCUUCUCGUUGAAGCUGGCUGUCCUACUUCUGUUCCUAACUUUCAUGGGAAGACGCCUAUGCACCUCGCUUGCUCUCGUGGA